CAGAGAAUUUGUUCUCUGUGUUGCCUAAUCCAGCCAACGCAGCAUCACACACUAACACCAUCUGUCACCAUUCACAUCGGGAGUCAGCUGCCGAGAGGGACGGCUACUGGUGCGGGUUCUGUCCGACUGGCCUGGUUAGGGGGCUUCGUGCCUUCUGCAGCCUUGGCACUGCGCCUGUCUGGGUGCAGGUGGGACGCAGAGAUCUGAUUUUACUGAGCAGAUCGUUGCCUGAUCGUUCGGUGCGUUGAAAGCGGGAAAGAUGCGGAGGAGGGAGCGACUCGGUGAUGCGGUGACACAUGGCUGCCUGCACGCUCUGACUGCGGUCCCCACGCUUCUUCUCUCCAGCGGAACAAGCAAAGGCUGGGCAUCGGGGCACUGAGUGAGGCUGCCCAGAGGCUGACGGAUCAGGACAGACUGUGACUGGAGCUGUAAGGAGUGAAAACCGAGCCGGUCGCAUCGCCUCGGUACAGCUUCAUUUGCGCAUUACAGUACAGCACAAUAAAGACUCCACACAUCUGGGAAUGAAAUGUGUCUCCCUCUAUAACGUUGCAGAGGAUUAGUGUCACCCCCGAGCCGCCGUAGCGAUGGGAGAAAAUAUGUCCAAGCGGCUGAAGUUGGUAUCAACUACAGAAGCAGAGAUGGAAGAGCGUUCUUUCCCUAACCAGUAUCCUGACUGGGACCAGGGAUUCGCUGUCUCGAACGCUGGAGCUGAGCUGGACUCGGACGAGCCGCUUGACGCUGAAGGAAAGGUUAAUGCAGCAUUUCUAAGGAAGGUCCAGAGUAAGAUCAAAGAUCUCCUCCAGCAAAUGGAAGAAGGCCUGAAGACCGCUGACCCCCAUGACUUCAGCACUUACACCGGCUGGACAGGCAUUGCCUUAUUGUACCUUCAGCUGCACCGCAUCUCUGGUGAGGCUUCCCACCUGCAGAGGGCAUUGGACUAUGUGAAGAGGGCCAUGAGGAUUUUGAAUGGCCGCAAAGUGACUUUUCUGUGUGGCGAUGCAGGACCUCUGGCUGUUGGUGCUGUGGUCCACCACAAACUAAACAACAAUACAGAGAGUAAAGACUGUGUGUCCAGGCUCUUCCAGCUACAACGCUCAGUCGUCAGUCCAGACAACGAGAUGCCUGAUGAACUGCUGUUUGGUCGGACUGGAUAUUUGUUUGCUCUGCUGUAUGUUAAUAAAGAAAUUGGGGCUGAUGCUGUGGAUGAGGCAACAAUUACCAAGGUGGUGACGGCCAUCGUGGAAUCAGGAAAGAACAUGUCAGCUGAGGAGAAGAAGACGGAUCGCUGCCCUCUCCUCUAUGAAUGGCACAAGAAGCAGUAUGUUGGCGCUGCCCAUGGUCUCACUGGCAUUUUUUACAUUCUGAUGCAGCCCGGAGCCGGACUCCACCCAACCAUGCUGGCGGAGCUGGUCCGCCCCAGCAUCGACUACGUCCGCCACAAGAGGUUUCGAUCCGGGAACUUCCCAUCGUCGCUAAGCAACGAGAGUGACCGGCUAGUACACUGGUGUCACGGAGCUCCGGGUGUCAUCCACAUGCUCAUUAUGGCCUACAAGAUGUUCAAAGAGGAGAAAUACCUGAAGGAGGCAAUAGACUGUGCUGAGGUCAUCUGGCAGCGGGGCUUGCUAAGGAAAGGCUACGGUAUCUGCCAUGGGACCGCCGGCAACGGCUAUGCCUUCUUAACCCUAUAUAAGCUCACACAGGAGAAAAAGUACUUGUAUCGAGCGUGCAAGUUUGCUGAGUGGUGCUUGGACUAUGGGACUCAUGGCUGUCGCAUCCCAGACAGACCAUACUCUUUAUUUGAAGGUAUGGCAGGAACCAUCCACUACCUGUCGGAGAUGGCCAACCCUGAAGCCUCCAGCUUCCCUGCCUUUGAGCUUUAACCCUCCAGCUGAUGAGGCUGAGGAUCGGGGGGAUGGCAGGAGAUGGGGAGGGCAUGGUCAAGGAGGUGUCAGUACUUGGACAACUUUGUUGUUGCUUUGGACAGAACAGUCCUGUUGGCAGCUGAAUUUCAGUGUAAUCAGUUUGUUUCUGAAGAAUUCCUGGUUUAACAGCAUGAUGAAUGUUGUUUCUUAGGAGGAGGAGGUAGAGGUUUCGGGGGAAUGGAGGGGAAUAGGAGGGGGGAUUUCUGUCACAGAUUAUUAUUCUGUGGAUCAGCAACAGGAAGGUUUCUGGAAACCUGUAUGUCGCUCUUCCCUCUCGUCCGGUGAUGUUUUGGACUCCAUGAAGAACCUUCUCACGCAGAACGAUUCUUUGUCAGCUGACAGAGACAACCCCCACCUCCCCCCCAACCCCCCAUCGCACAGAGAAUGAGGUGUGAUACUGUUCAGGUGUUAAAAUGCCUUUGCAUGUUCAUUAUUGCAGCUCUUGGUGUCUCAUGUCCUGUCUGUACUGUUUGAAAGAAUCCAUUCAUGUGUGUCAAAAUGUACUAAAGUGUCAUCUUUGAUUUCAUAAUUGUAAACAAUAUAUGUGGAUUGAAGAAUCAA
Molecule: messenger RNA, 2483 nt
Organism: Xiphophorus hellerii (green swordtail)
Lineage: Eukaryota; Metazoa; Chordata; Actinopteri; Cyprinodontiformes; Poeciliidae
Gene: lancl2
Product: LanC lantibiotic synthetase component C-like 2 (bacterial)
Exons: 10
Coding region: 585-1880 (431 amino acids)
Biological process (GO): carbohydrate metabolic process; peptide modification
Cellular component (GO): plasma membrane
Source: RefSeq, a predicted model, not a curated record